UAAAAAGCUGGUGGGGAGAGGAGAGCCUAGCCUGCUGUUGGCUUGUCGUGACUCCCCGGUGUGUACGUCACACGGGCUCCGGUCAAACGUCACGCUCAGCCGAGGACGAAAAGGAUGUGUGUGCCUGCUGUGCGGUGUGCAGUGUCGCGUUGUUGUUAUAGAUGACCCGCUGAGCGCUGAGCCUUUGCCGUGCCACUGGGUCACUAUGUGCGGUCUGUGGCUCCGCGCUUGUGAGCUGCAGCAUUAAAACAUUGAGUGGUAUCGCAUAUCGUUGCCGGCUCUAAAUGGCAACCGCUGAACCUCGGAGCGGCGACAGUGAUGUCAGCUUCAGAAAAGACGGGCGUUUCGACUGGCCCGCGGUCCAAUGGAUCGACAGGCUCGAAUUGCAAGUGCGAGCCCGCGGCCGUGGUCGUCAAGCCGUCGGUGCGGACGGCGUUCAAGCAGCGCAAGUACACGAUUCUAGACGGGCUGUGCGUGCUUUGUUCCGUGGGCAGCUUUCUGUUCGACACCGGCUCGGACAUCUGGGUCGCGUACCGACACUACAAGGACGGCAGUUAUUGGUAUUUUGGGUUGACAGUCGCCUUUAUCAUGGUGCCCGCAACGAUCAUGAUGGGCUUUAGCUUUAGGUGGUAUUUGCUAGAUCUCAAGCAGCACCAGAAGCACCCGUCCAAGCUUCAGUGGUUCGUGAGGACUGCCUUUCACUUGCUACAGCUGGGACAAGUCGUCAGAUAUGUGGACGCUCUCAUCUAUGGCCUUAAGAGCGCCCGCAGCAAGUCGGAGCAGCGUGAAUUCUACAGACGGAGCGCGGAGGAAGACGUCGACGCCAGCAUGCUGCGCCUCUUUGAGUGCUUUAUGGAGGCCACGCCGCAGCUGAUUCUGCAGAUCUGCAUCCUCGCCAGGGACUACCCGCAUCAGGAGGAAGACUUUUGGACAAUGGUGGCUCAGAAUGUGUCCAUCGUGACAUCCCUGGUGUCUGUGGCCUGGUCCCUGGCCUCGUACAACAAGUCACUGCGGCUGGUCAUCGAGGACAAGGCGAACAUGCGGUGGCGGGGUGCGGCCGUCUACUUCCUCUGGCGCCUCUUUGUCAUCGUGCCUCGAGUGCUGGCCCUGGGGCUGUUCGCCUCUCUGUUCCCGCUCUACAUGUUCCUCGUCUGCGGCUUUCGCUGGCUGGUCAUGUCUGCCUGGAUCAUCUCCAUGAAGACUCAGUUCUACGAGAACAGGGUGGAGGAGCUGGUGUACAACCUGGUGCUCGGUGUGGUGUUCAUCUUCUGCUACCUAAACCCGGUGGACACUCCAACUCGGUUUCGCAUGUCUGCCUUCUACGUCGGCACCUUCAUUGAGAACAGCGUCCUGCUUGGUGUCUUCUAUGUGUACAGUCCACAGGAUAUCUGGUACAAGGUUCCUGCAGUGCUCGGUGGAACGCUCUGCUUUUUUCUUGGCAUCACCUUCAUGGUGAUCUACUAUCUUCUCCUCCAUCCAACGAGCAGCAUUCCCCUGGUGCUGCACCGUAACCAGUGUCUUCCGGUACCGCGGGCGCAGAUCCGCGAGGAGAUUCUCAAGGCCAGCACGCUCGAGAACGACAUGGCCAGCCACCUCGAAUCUCUCACCACACAGUCUCCGCCCAGUGAAGAUGACUGCAGCUGCUCCUGCAAAACAGACAGUAGUGCACGAGAGAGCCACAAUGAGGUUGACGUUUAACCAAGAGUGCCAAUUAGGCCAGGGCCACUGGUGCAAGGUUUGCGUUGCAGUGACCCAGCAGUCACUGAUAAGGUGGCUUAGCAGAUGGAAAGAUUUUUGAAGAGCUAAAUGGAGGAAGAAUUUCACACAAUGUACUUGCCUGCCUUUUUUGAAAUGGAACUAUUGCAUAGGCCCGCACAGAUAGAGUUAGACAACACCAGCAAGUACAAAACAAGCCAACUUCCAACUGGAUGUGUCUUUACACGGCGUAGCGAGAGUUGUUGCUUUGUUCACAAAAAUGUGGCUUCUUUUCGCCUCCUGAAGUACUUCCAUUACACCUGUCUCUACAGUGUUCAGAACAUUUUCACGAAUGUAACGCAAGUUUUUCUUCAUUUUCCACAGUUGCCAGCCGAGGAGUGCACAUUGUUUUAUUUUUAACACCAUGAAAAGCACACAAUUUUUUUCCCCUCCAGUUCCAUUUUUCAAAUUAAUGUAUGCUCCACCGUCAGGCGACUAAACUUUGUGGAGAAACCACCUUGUCAGUGACUUGUAUCACUAAAACGUAAACAUGAUAACGUCAAAAGUGAAGUUGGACUGCAGUGCGCGUGACAGUUACCAACGGGCACCGCAAGAACUUCAACAACGUAUGAUGCAGUCACCAAUGACAACGGCUGUCAAUUUAGUAGCGGGUGCAUUGAAUGGUUCCACUGGUCACCAUGCAGCAAACUCCUGUUUGUGAUAGCCCUGUGCCACUAUGUAUUUAUGUUCAAUUCACUGACGGAAGCAGCUGAGUAUGUCCGUGCCACUGUAGUUCUUCGCGGCUGUCACUGCUUGGACCAGAGUGUCAGGCCACACAGAGUGUUUGACGACGAUAGCGUCCGAGCUGGAUGAUGGUUGCCAUAUGUCUUUCUCUCAUGACCCCCUUGUACAGGCUGCCAUGUCAUGGGUCACACGUACAGCCUGCUGAGUUUUUAGUAAUAUAGCUUGAGUGUCGAGCGCAUGGAAUGUCAGUGCCUUAUGACGGUGAGGAGCAGCAAGAUUGACAAUGGUACGUGCAAGCAUGCAAAGCACUCUCCAGCAUAAGCAUCGUCUGCUACGUUAUUUGCUUCAUGAGUGUACGUGUCCUAUUUUUAUUAUCCGUGAGGCCCCGUCAUUCACAUACAAAACCUCGUAUGUGCCAGUAACAUCCCUUUCAUGUAUCUUUUUUUCUUUUAGUCCAUGGCACAUGCGUGGGUCCAGCAGUACGAAAGAAUAAUGGAAGGUCCAUUGCAGAUGACACAUCAUAGCCAGGGAGGUGUUUUUCUUCACACUGGAUCUUUUGUAAACAAAACUGCACAGAUAAGCCUGGCACGGGAUGUGUCCUUCUAGAGCGAUAAGUGUAGCAGAAGAUGCUUGCACUAAAGUGUGCCUUGCACGCAUGUACCUACUAUCCCCACUCUCAACGCAUCUUGCCAUUACAAGACGCUGUAUUGCUGAAUUUGCUGCCGCUUCGAACGCUGCUAGUUUUAAUUGUCAGAUGCGUUAGUUGCACUUGGAUAACUCGUGAUCGUGCCUCAGGGUUCAACUUAUUGCAUUGCACUCGCCUACCACUUAGUUUUUAUUUAGUGAAUGUUGGUGCAGUGAAGCCUCAGUAUAGUGAACUUCAACUUGCGUAAACUACAAAAGCAUGACAUAAACACUUUUUUUUCCUUUACUUCUUUUCCUGGUUCGAAUUCACCUGAGUACUGUGUGCCCUUUUCCGCAUUUUAGUGAGGUGAUCUUGUUUUGCCGUUUCGAUUUAAUUAUGUCUGUCCUAUUCACUUGCAUGUACAAGCACCCACAAAAGUUUGAGACACAUGAUUUGUGAAAAAACUGAAUUCCGGUGUUGCCUGGGCUCAUAGCCUCAAAUUUAAAGUUUCGAUGAGAGUCCUUGCGACUUAGACAGUGAUUCAUUAAAAGAAUGCCAUGCAUUAACAGUACUACAGUAGCUAGCUGGGUGAGUCGGUACAUCUGCAUUAUUACUUACAGUUCGAACAAAUCAAACACAGGCAAAGAAGAGGAAUGUAACAUGGGCGCUCAUGUUAUGUCUCUCUUCUUUUUCCACGUUUGAUUUGUUCACGCUGUAAGUAAUAAUGCCUUAACAAAUCAGAGAUUCACAUGAAUCAUGGAACCCAUGUCCCGUAAACAUUUGUGGCCGACUGUACCUAGAGCUUUCGUGACGAAAGCAAGGACACCAUUCGGCAGUGAACCCAUCAUUUGUGUGCAUUUUUUUUGCAAGGAAAUAUUGCCAGUGAAAUCAUUUUUACUGCUUAAACAUAGAGACCUCAACUUAAUGAAAUUUGGAAAUAUUAACGAAGUUCUUCUCUGUGAAUACAAUUUUUUAUGUUGAGGUUGGGUCAUGUACUCGUAUGAGGUGUUCAACGUUGAGGUGGUAAGUAAUCGUUGAGCAUUGCUUGUAGCGUGUGUCUGCAUCUAAUCUUCGAGAUUGCUUUAUCGUGAAGUGCGAUCAUGCAUUCAUUAUUUUAAGCUUCAUAUAGCCUAAGAAUAUACUGGUGCAAGCCAGUAAGCUCUGACAAUGGGAGCUACUUGGUGUUUUGAGUUUUUCGGCAGCCCCUAACUAAAGAAUGGGCAGUGGUUUAUGCAUUUAUAAUGUGGUAAAAGCAGUCUUUAUUGAUAUUUCUGGAUCUUUAAUAGCAAAGUACACUACACUUAGCUUCAAUAGUGCAAUGCUUGUAUUGCAACUGGUAGUUCAAAGUAUAAAACAAUAAGAAAGGUCGCUUAAUGGGAGUACACAUGACAGCAGAAGUAAUCGGAACUAGUCACAAAAUGCAUGACUUCCUCGUGACUGCAUCACACAACCUGAAAUUAAGGUGAACAAUGCAGUUGUCAUAUGGGGACAUAUUCACUGCAGUUUUUCAUUUGACAUUCAAUGCGUUUACGGCAAAGAAAGCUAGCUUAUUCGCAGAUGUCGUGCACCAACGAUUUUUCAAUGUCGUGCUCCAACGCUUUUUCAAUUGGGAAUUCAUUUUUCAUGUGUCAAGGUGAUGUCAAUGACACAUCACAUUAUACAUGUAAUGUUACGUUACACGACAAAAGGAACUUCUUUAACUGCUUGCUUGAGAUGGCUUCGAUGUAUGUCCAAAUGAAGUUCUUGAAGUCUGUUGCUUUGAAGGCAGCUAUCGCAGUAAAUUUUGUUUUAGAACAAAAGAAAACAGUCUCGUUUGUGUCGCAGUGAUGAUUAGAGAGUUUUAGCAUGUCACCAUCGCUGCCACUUCGUGCACCUGCUAGAUCUGCAUGGUUUAACUAAGAUGUGGCCAGCGUGCAGCUUGCUAAAAGAUCUCUAUUCCAAGGUCAUGGAUGCCGAUAGUCAACACAACUUGUAUACAUUGUUUUUUUCUUCAAAUUGUUGAAAGAGCUCCCAACCCUGCACAAUACAUCUGUGCAUAUACGGUUGAUCCUCAAUGUAAUGAAUGCAGAUAUAAUGAAUUCCUUUAUAUAACGAAGUUAAUUUUCUUGUUGAUAGCAGCUUAUUAUGAAUGUUGAAUAUAACAAGUAUUUUCAUGUUAAGUGUGACUUUGUUACAACAAUGUUUGUAACAGUAAUUACGCAUAAUACUGGAUGCCAGCUCAAGGGUGACUUGCAAUGCCUUGUGGUAAUUGGGUGAAGUUAGGUUUCAAGCAAUUUUGGGAGUCUGUUGCGAAGAACUGGCUGUCUAGUCAUCUUCUAUGGUCCUCAGUUUGCUGAGCUUUAACUGUUUCAUUUGUUUUGGCUGUCUCGUAUCUUUUUCUUCUUCUUUCCACAAUAUGUGUUUUAACUUUUUCUUGCUCAGAGUCUUGUGCUUUUAAGUGUUUUUUUUUUGUGUGGUUAUGUUAUGCAAGUUCUGUUGUUGUUUUGCUACUCUUUGUAUAGUUGAACAAACAUUCUUGGAACACAUUAGAACACAUUUUAACUCUUGGAUUUACAUAUCGAAGGAGUGUUUCCGGUCAGAGCAUUUAUAGAAGUGGAAUGGAUUCCACAUAAAUGACUUUUUUAACACAUUGUUGAACAGAGAUAAUGGUCUUCUAAUAACAGUGGUGGUGACUGUAUGGGUGGAAGUAGCUUUCUUAUCAUGGUUUUGACAGCAUAAAUCCACCCUUACCGACUCUGGCCAUGAAUUUUUCAUUUUUUAAUGUGUGUGUGUGUGUGAAUUAAGUGGACUGCUCAGAGACAUAAUGUACAGUCCAAGUCGUGAUAACAAGAGAACUCGCGGUUGCAAUCUUGAAAGUUUGCCACUGAUGGCCGAGUUUGAGCACAAGCCGUCAACUUCUACUAGGUUAUUUCUCUAUUGACUAAUAAACCAAACAGUACUUUGUUAAACUGAACACAAAAGGAAGAAAUACCACUGUUGGUUCUCUUUGAGCUGAAGAUAGAGGAACAUUGAAAAUACGUCCAUGAUGCCAGAAGUUCAUCCUGUGUUGAAUCAAUGGAAGACUAAAUGGUCCUGAACAGUUGAGCCUGCUGAACGAUACAGAGUGUACAGUUUUCCCACAAGUUACACAAUCUCUGUAAAACAAACGUGCCACAUGUUGUCUCAGCCCUGACACAGGGCUACUUAUUGUAGCAGAGAACACCUUAAAGGGCGAUUUUGAAUGUGCUGAGAAACACUGUGCUGUACGAUAAUACCAAUAACAGUUUGUUUAGCUUGUGUAUGAUGACAGCAUGCCAAUAACUGUGUCAUUUGCAUAUUGUGUUUGCAUCAACACAUGCCAUUGUAUUCAAGGGACAUUGUUAAUGUUUCAAUGCCUGAAGUGUCCGGACGUUGCCAAACUAUGCAUAAGAUUGAGGAGCAGAAUGGUGAAACUCACAAAAAUCGAUUGCCCAUAUUUUCUUGUUGACAGUGCCACUGCUUACAUGUGUUGUUUUUGCAUAAUUGUUUCUCUCUAUUUAGGUUUGCCUGAGGGUGCUCUGUGUUAUUUGUUAUAGUCGGUAGUCUUAGGAAAGGUGUAGAAAGAAUAGUAAUUUGUCUACAAAAGCAGCACUGUUGUAAACUUAAUGUUUCACUGUAGUACUGCUUAGCCAAUAUAGUUAAACGCACAUUUGUAUUUGCUAACAUGCACGCUGUCGUAUUAUCUUAUCUUUUCAGUCAUUUUUCACUGUGGCUGAACAACUCAGUGAUAGGCUAUGUAAAGACCGAUCAUUUAUUCUGAAAGAUCCCUAUUUAGACACAAACCAAACUGCCAAAAAGUGUUGCCAAAGCAGAACAGUGCAAUAUUGUAUUUAUACAGGUAGCUAUUCACUUUGGCCAUUUUAAUAAUACAGAGUGCGCAGUUUUCCAAGAAGUUACAUGAUCUCCAUAAAACAAAUGUGCCACUUCUGGUCUCACCCCUGACACAGGACUACUUAUUGUAGGAUGCAAUUGUUCCUGCAGUUCCUGCAGUAUGUAUCUAUAUCUGUGAUAACUGAGAACAAUUCCAUCUGUUAAAAAACCUAGAACAAGUGUUCCUUUAUUAAAUUCAAAAGACAUUUGUUUACCGAGUUUUAGAGGUUUUUUGUGUCUGUUGUGUUUGUGGCCUUGUUAUAAGCUUGGCGUUUUGUGACACACAACAUAUAGAGGUUUAAUAAAUAGCUUUUGUUAAACUUG
Messenger RNA from Dermacentor albipictus, 7276 nucleotides. Its product is annotated as XK-related protein 6-like. The record is from RefSeq and is a predicted model, not a curated record. Gene Ontology annotation, biological process: phosphatidylserine exposure on apoptotic cell surface; apoptotic process involved in development; engulfment of apoptotic cell. Gene Ontology annotation, cellular component: plasma membrane. Lineage: Eukaryota; Metazoa; Arthropoda; Arachnida; Ixodida; Ixodidae.